This is a messenger RNA of Trachymyrmex septentrionalis, 761 nucleotides long. RefSeq names its product PAXIP1-associated glutamate-rich protein 1 (gene Pa1). Lineage: Eukaryota; Metazoa; Arthropoda; Insecta; Hymenoptera; Formicidae. The transcript has 3 exons. The record is from RefSeq and is a predicted model, not a curated record. The coding region runs from base 217 to 669 and encodes 150 amino acids.
UACAAUCGUAUCGCGGUAUUUCGCGGUUGUGACAGUUUUCCUAACCUGAAUAGUUGUCAACUAAUAAUUUAAUGAUUAAUGCUUGAUAUUUCGGUUUACGAAACAAAGCGACACAUUUUUCUUAUUAAAUCUUUAUUUUUACGCGAAAACACCAUUGAUUCAGUAUAUUUUUAUCAAAAUUUAAGAUUGACGAAGUCUUAACAUUUACCAAAGAAAAUGGAACGCACUGAAGAAGAUUGGUCUGUAGAGUGUUCAGAUGAUGAGAAAUAUGAAAUAGAUGAAAAGCAUAAAUGGAAUAUAAAGGCUGAGGAGAUGCUCUCAUUAAUUGAAGGUUUGGAAGUAAAUAAUUGCAUUCUAGAACUUGAAUGGAAGUGUCCUGGCAGACGAGGGCCUUCCCCUGUUCCUUCAAACAAUCUACAACAGGAGCUCGAAUCUCCAGAAUAUAAAACUGAAGAAAAAUCUGACUUUGAUUUUAUGGAUGAAAUGUCAUUACCAAGAUUACCUGUUCGGAGAAUUGGCGAAAGUACCCCAAAAGGUAGUGCCAAGAAAAAAAUUGCUAGCUUUAAUGGGGUAAUAUCUACAAUGUUAAGACAUCGUAGAUUGGAGCAACAAGAAAUAAAUUCAAGUCCAAAAAAAGGUGAAUCUCCUAUGUUAAAGCCACCUACUUAAAGAUGAAUUAUUUAAAAUUGAAAUAAUUCAAUAAAAAAUUUUUUUUAAACCACAAAAAGGACAUCCCUUGAAAGUUUAUUCUGGGAUUAUUU